UUGUCCACAAAAAAUGUAUCCCAUGUUGAAAUCCACUACAAUUGCUACCAAUGAAGAAUUGACGCUUUUCCCACGUUACAAUACUACAUCAUCACAAUCCGGAGGUCCAAUUUCUACUCCAAGCAGUCGUCCACGAUCGGCAAUAGUAAAAUCAAGGAAUCCCAAAAAUCCAACAACCACCAGGAAAUCUUUGCAGCCAAAACAGAGCCAAAGCGCGUCCAAGAUCCGUGUGACCACUUCACCGUCGCCCUUGUUGGACGCGGUCAGCACUAAUGAGACUAUCACCAGCACUGGAAACUCGUCAAAAUUUCAUGAUAAGCCACGGAAUAAGACUGCAGGAACUACUAAAAAUGAGUCGUCUGAAGUUGCUGUUGCUGCCAGUACGGAACCACACCUGGAAAUGAUACACAUGGCAAAACCGAAACAUAAACCCAACGAGUCUGUCAAGUCACAAAGAAAAAUUGAUCCACCUAAAAAUAAGCUCAUUAUUCCACCAAAUGCUUCCGAAUAUGCGAAAAAUGCUGCAAGUACUGUGGGAAUUUCAACCGCAACCAGUAUGAAAACACAAAUAGUUCUCGCCCCCAGGUUUCAAGCGGACAAUUUUGUAGCCACACAAUCAAAGCUCUGCGCCAAAGAAUCUCCUCCUGGAACAAACCAACGAGAAGUUUGGAGCAGACCAAGUGAAAGUCUCACCCGAUCAAAGAUUCAACAAAAUGAUGAUGACGAUCAAGAUUCUUCUUCUCGAAUCAUGGUCAGAAUGCCGGAAGGUAUGUUUCCCCCAGAGAAGGCACGCUGGGUUCAGCUAGCAUUAGAAAAGUUGGCAACAAACGGAACAAUUACCCGAAAACAGAUGAAUACGCCUGCAUUUCAAAGAAAAAUUGGAAUCCUUUUUGAUCAGUCUGUUGGCAGGAGAAGUUUUAAAGUGGGGUCGCAAGUUAACAAAAUUGUUCACCAACAAAGUGGCCGUGGUUCAGUAUCAAAGAAAGUCCCACCUCAAACCCCAACGACAAGUCCAGUCCGAUCUUCAAAGCGUACUUCCGCCAGCAGCAAGAAAACCACGCCGCACUCUGAAAAAAAUCUGACCCCAAGAACACUGACGCCCAGGUCACCUCGAUAUGUUUCUGGACAACCUGCAGACGAGAAACCUCCGCUUGAAGUACAGAAGAAGGUUUCCGACAUUCUUCUCCACAUGCUGCUCAAGGGCAUGAUGGUUGAGAACGGCAUUACAAAAAGUGUGGAUGCUCAUCAAGACGAGAUCACUGCAGAUUUUAUGACCCCCGAAAAAAAGAAGAGUAUCAGUACAAACACCGAGAACGAUGAUGACGACAUUGACGACUGGGCUUGGAUGAUGUCAAGAGAAACUUCCAAACUUAAGAGGGGAAAAAGUACGAAUGGGAACAUUUCGGAUCUCACAACGCCAUGGAUUUCACGCUCGAACGUUGACCCCAUCCAAGACAUCAAGAACUGUUUCAUUUUCCAAGGAAAAGUUUGCCCUAUGGAAGCUUCGCAAAAACCGAUCAAUACUUUUGCCCCACUUUCAGAGUCGAGAAGACGGAUUGAUCCAUUUGUUACUGGAUACUUUCGAAGAAUGGCUGAUAUCCGUGGCUUCCAACCAGAAGAGAUCACCAUCAAAUACUGCAAGACCAAAAUCUUUAUUGAAGGGAAACAAUCCGCAUCUGAGGAUCGAAAUUAUCGCAUAAUCCGAGAAAUAAUUGCAUUGCCUCGAGGCCUGGGAAUAAGUGAUUUGAAAGUAAUGAGAGGAAGAAACAAUGGGCGGCUGGUUUUUGAAGAACAGGAACACAUUUCAGUUGCAUGAAAAGAAAUUACUUGCUGGACAAAGCAAAAGAAAAACAACUUUGAAGUUAUUAUGCAAUGUCAGUAUGUUCUCAUGUUUGUACGCAUUCCAAAAAGGUAUGAAUUGGAUUAAAAGCUU
Folsomia candida is the source of this 1933-nucleotide messenger RNA. RefSeq lists its product as uncharacterized. The coding region runs from base 14 to 1816 and encodes 600 amino acids. NCBI's taxonomy places the organism in Eukaryota, Metazoa, Arthropoda, Collembola, Entomobryomorpha, Isotomidae. The transcript is spliced from 3 exons. The record is from RefSeq and is a predicted model, not a curated record.